AUUUUAUUUAACUCACAUCUUUUUUUUUUCCAUCACAAAAAGUUUGCCAGCAAACUGAUAAUUUCUCACGGGAAGUUUUCACAAAAGUUUUUUUUUCCCACCUAAUAUAGUUUUUUACUAUCACCAAGUCCCUUUAAGGGCACCGGUAACUACAAAAUAAUAUAAAUAAUCUUAAUCAUUUAGACCCUAUAGAAAGAUUAAAAAGUGCAAUACAAAAAGUAGGCCUAGGUCACAUACUACAGGAUGUUUACAGUUUUUAAAACCAGUAGCAGAGCCCGUCUACGGCCAUAUUAGACAUUCUCUGCCAGUAGUCUGUAAUCGUUUUGCUUGCAUGUCAUUUUAGUAGCGACUCCUGCCAUCUACAGGAAACAUCGAGGCACUGCAGUUCUCUUAUGCUGCCUUCACGUGCUAUCGGAAAUGUCCUAUUUUCCACUUGUGAAGUCGUGAUUACGAUCUUGUCGUAAUCAAGUGCUUUGUUUUCGGAAAGAAUAAAAUGUAGCAUCCCAUGGAUGACAAUCAUAUAAACAUUCACCGCGCUACAUGUGCAGCUUGCUGACAAUUCAGGAAUUUCGGUCAAAUACAUGCUUAUUUUACUGCUUAUAAAACAUACAAUAUGCCUCAAAUGAUCGUUCAUAUAUAGUCUGAAAAUACACUACUUUAGCGACAAGACAAAGGGGCAACAAGAGGAUGUAGCUGUUGUGAGAACAGCACUGUUGUUACCUCCACAGUGUUUAAAGUUGAUGGCCGGCCCUCGGAAACUCUGGUGAAAGGCAGCUUUACAUCAGGGCUUCCCAACCCUGUUCCUCGAGAUUUACCUUCCUGCAGAGUUCAGUUUUACUUUUACUUACACACACACACACACACACACACACACACACACACACACACACACACACACACACACACACACACCACAGAGUUGGUUUUGUGGGGACUCUUCAAAGACCAUUUGUGAGCAGAAGUCACAGUUACACACUGCGCACUCAUUGUGGUGGCAGGAAAACAGUGGUAACAAGUGGAUGCAAAUGGACAAAAUCCAUGGAAUAAGAGAAAAAUGUCUUCUUGUGCCUUUGGAUCUCAAAAUCUGAAUGCAAAAAAAUAGAUUUUUAUAGAAUACCGUUGUCAAAGAUGCCCUAUGAAGCUAAACACAGCUGUUUAUGGCUGCAAGCCACAGACGGUGCUGAUGAAAUCUGAAUUAAGUCACUUUAACCAUUGUAUUUCUCCACUCUGCUCUUUCUGUUAAGAGGAAGAGGAUUCUAUUUCACAUUUAUUCUACUUUCGUUUUUAUUCUAAACCAUUCUGGCUUCAAAUAUCAGUUUCCUCACUUCCUGUAUUCCACCAGCUGUGUAAUAUUUCCAUAAGUGCUGAUGUAUCGUUAGAUGAUGUUUGAAGCUGAUGAUAUACAGGGAAACCUCUUUGAGCAAGGUUGUGGGCACUUUCCCGUUGAGUCUGGGUGCUUUAGAUCAGUCGAGGGCCCUGUGUCUCACCUGGUUGCCCGUUGACGACAACAUUGCUCAGAAGGUUGCCCCGUGUAUCAUCAGUCUUAAACUUUAUUUGUAUGAUGGGUAAAUAUCAUUUAAAGCAAAAUACCUUAAAUUUAAACCCAGCUGCACAGUAUUUGCUUCAGAUCUACAUUUAUUAUUGACUCACUGCAGAAAGUCUCCUCCUUAAUCUCAUUAAAAAAAAGGAAACCUGAACCUGACGUAAAAAAUAGGUCUAAAUAAGAUAUAACAUAUGCAAUCCAUAUGGGAAAUAAUGUAUAAAGUCAUAUUUUAAACCUAUAUUUUACAUAGAUGAUUUAAACAUAUAUAAUUUUAAUCUCCCAAUUCUUACUUUUUUCUCACAUUUGCAAUUUUACGUUCCCAGAUUCAGCAAAUUAUAACUCGCUAUUCCCAGUUUAGGCCAUUUCACAUUCAUGCACACAGUUCUGAUUUUUCUUCAGAACACUGAGAUGGCCUAUAAACUCGAAAUUGCAAGAAAAAGAAAAGUCUGACUUGUGAGAUAUAAACUGGAAAUUUCAUUUUUUUCUCUUUAAUUCCAUGGCUUCCAAAGACUGCAGCUGUCAUUUUCUCUGAUCAGUGCACUUUCUGCCACCCCCUACACUAACCCUAAAUCUGACCCAUCACAGAAAGAUUUCUGCGUUUUUAGAUUUAAAAACAAACAAACAAAAUAUUUUAUUAUGUUUUUUAAGCCAUUACACAGUGUCCUCGCAAACAUAGGCUAAUGUAACUUACAUCUGAAAUUGUCAAAUGAUUAUUUAUUAUUAUUAUUUAUUUAUUUUGUAUUCUUGUAUGACUCCUGAUACAUGAAAAUGUUUAGAAAGAAAGAAAGAAAGAAAGAAAGAAAGAAAGAAAGAAAAAGAAAGAAAGCAGAGAUGAAUGUCACUCUUUUCUGCCACUAUGAAUCACACAAGUUUGAUUACAUGCCAUUAACUGCAUGAUUUUUACAUUUCUGCCAUAUAGUCAUCCACUUGACAUAGUCACCACUGAUACGCUACUAAUAAAUAUAAUGUAGAAACUUUUCUGUAAAGCUGCUUUGCAACGAUUUAUAUCGUGAAAAGCGCUAAACACAAAUAAACUGCCUCGUGUUUGUAAGAUGCAGCGCCGCCUGUUGACCGUUAACUGUCUUAGAUACUGUUGCUAGCAACAGCCAACCCUCUCAAACGGAGGAAGACGACUGAACUCACCUGAAGAGUUAUAAAGGUAAGGUAAGACUUUAUUUACCCAGUUAGUUAGUUAGUUAGUGAGCACGACACAACAGUUUAAAUAGUGGUUAAAAAUGAAUCCCUUAGAAACGCAUUAGAAAUGCAUUUUAGUCACAGAAGUGUUAGGAAAGGGUACGGUGGCGUCUGAUAGGGAAAAUCUUUCUGUCACUUUCCUCGUCCUCUGCUUCAUAUUAAUUUAUAAACUUCUAAUUUAAAUGAUUGAUUUAUUAUUAUUAUUUAUUAUUAUUAUUGAAAGGCCUCGCACCACAGAAGACAGUCGCGUUGCUGGGCAGAUCAAAUCAUUUUACAAUCAAUGAAUCAAAUGUAAGUUACGAUACUUCAUGUGAAACAUUUUGUUGGUAGGCUACUGUAAAUAUUUGGGUUAGACCCACUGAUCUAUAUUAAUUCAUAUUACUUCUACCCCAUAUUUUCUAUCCACCUUUUUUUAACGUAGGCUACGUUUCAAGCGGAUGCGAAUUGUAACUUAGAAACACAGUUUAUAUAGGACUUGGUGACCGUGACGGUUUUUUGUCUGUUACUCGUUUUGUGUGUUUAUUAGCCUAUUCAUAAUUCAAAACUUCUGUUGUUAGCCCAGUGUUGCAUUCAUGAUGUCUGGCGGAGGGUCUCCGACCAAAGCUGGCUUUGACAGCAGUGUCGGUGAAAGUGACGAGACAGAUCUACAAAGAGUACACCGACUGCGGUUGGAGUUGCGCCGACUGGAAAGAAAUCGCGAGCUCUACUUGCAGGAAGAGGAAACGUCACGCAAACAGCGGCAAGAGAUUGCUGAGCUGCGUGCAGAACAAGAGUGGUUGCUGCGUGUGCACCGAGAGAGUGAAAGUCCGGCUGUUAAGGUUGUCAGUGCUCUGCUGAAGCAACGAGACAAGCUGGAUGAAGAAACUGAGAAAGAGAAACAGACCCAAGCAGAGCUGCAAAAAGAAAUCACGAUCAUGGAGAAAAAAGUGGUGCAAAUGAGAAGAGGACAGGCUUCCCAUAGUCACAAGUCUUAUACCCGUGACAUUCAGAAGGCCAUGCGCAGCACACAGAGCAAACUGGAUCGGUCUCAUGCUCACUUUAAUGAACAGAUGAAGAUAAACAGCCAGCUCAGGAAAGAUAUUGAGCUACUACACAUGCAGCGUACCCGAUUCCAGCAGCUGUAUCGCAAACUGGAGAAGGUACUACAAGACAUUCGUAAGGAUAUUGGUGAAGUUGUCGACAAAUCAGCCACAGCUUAUGAUGCGAAAGUGGAUGCUCAGACCAAAACAUCCAUGAUAAAGGAGAAGGCGGUGAAGGAUCUUGCACAGUACUCAGCUGAGAUGCAGGAGCUGGAGAGAGUCAUCGCUCAUGAACACCGACUCAGAGAGUUCAUGAGUACCAAGAAUAAUCAGAGAGUCUCCAUGGAUAACGGGAAGAGAACCAGACGCAGACAGGAGAUGAAGGAGCAGAGGAAGGCAGAUGGUGGAGAGGAGACACAUGACUCUCUGAAGAAGGCUUUCCAGCAGAUUCAGGAACUGACUGGAGAAGAUAAUAUGGGGAAGCUGGUUACAAAAUUCAUUCAGGGUGAAGAAAGGAACUUUGCUCUGUUUAACUACGUGAAUGAACAAAAUACAGAAGAUGAGAGACUGAGAGAGGAAAUCCAACAGAUUAGAAAAGAUACGGAGCAGCUGAACAUAAAAAGUCGUCAGCAGGAACAGGAAAGUCAGGUGGCUUUAAAACAGCUGAAGAAUCAACUGCAAGAGUGUAAGGCACAGACUCAAGAGUAUGAAGCCCAGGCUGAUCACAUCAGCAGGAUUCUUGAUCAGGUCAAAACAGGGUUAGACCGUAUAUUCAAAACGACUGACUGCAACCUAGGGCAGACGGGAGGCAUGCUGGGCUCUUCCUCUGGGAUCACAGACAGUAAUCUGAUGACGUACCUCGGCAUGGUGGAGCAGAAGGCCAGUGAGCUGCUCACCAUUCAAGCCUUCAUUAAAUCUAAGGACCCGGAGAACAGUUCUGACCUGGAAGCGGUUGCUCCAUUCCUGCUGGGUCAGAAACCAGACGUUCAGACACACAAAACAAUCGCUCAGCCACCCAUUACCAAGCGUGACUAUGAGGCAGAGGACACUUCUCUGAUAGAUGAGGCGGAUCGACCUUUGACCCGCGAAGAACUCCGUCAGAAGAUUAUGAAGAAGAGUGACCAGCAUAAAGACGGGUCUCCGCGUACAGCAGGGAGCAAAGAAGUGAAAACCCCUAAGAGCAGCACCAUGUCCAGCACCUCACUGGAGGCUUAAUCUGGUCUUCUGGUUAUUAUUUUAUUCUGUGCUCAGUCUCUACUAAAUAUUGUUAAUAGUAAUGAAUUGAUGGGGGAUAAAGAAGAAUCUUAAUGCUUGAAGGAUUUGUGUCUCUUUGACAUAAAUAGCAUAAAAUAAAAUGCAUUCUUAACUCAAUUCCUGUUUCCUUUAAAGACCUCAGAAUUGCAUAUUCUAUAGGAAUUCACCCAGAUUUUUUAGCCAGGAGAUUUUCUGCAGCUCAUCCUCUAGUAUGUCUUUUAUUUUUAUAUGCUAUGCAGUGUAUGUGUUCAACUGUUUCUGGUUCAUUACAUUUAAGUUUAGCUGUUUUGAAACUCGACCCCUUUUUAACUCUCUCCAUUUGUUGCAAAAAGUUUUAUGCACAUGGCCCACAGGGUUACCAUGGCAACUCCCCCAUUUUUAUCACAGCCAAAGCUCAAUUACUCAUACUAGCAACAGCUUGCGCUCACCCACUCACAAGGACCACCCACAC
This is a messenger RNA of Cyprinus carpio (common carp), 5461 nucleotides long. RefSeq names its product coiled-coil domain-containing protein 63-like. NCBI's taxonomy places the organism in Eukaryota, Metazoa, Chordata, Actinopteri, Cypriniformes, Cyprinidae. Gene Ontology annotation, biological process: cilium movement; outer dynein arm assembly. Gene Ontology annotation, cellular component: axoneme. The record is from RefSeq and is a predicted model, not a curated record. The transcript has 14 exons. The coding region runs from base 3310 to 4971 and encodes 553 amino acids.